Molecule: messenger RNA, 2745 nt
Organism: Caenorhabditis elegans
Lineage: Eukaryota; Metazoa; Nematoda; Chromadorea; Rhabditida; Rhabditidae
Gene: F16A11.1
Product: RING finger and SPRY domain-containing protein 1
Exons: 9
Coding region: 21-2042 (673 amino acids)
Molecular function (GO): ubiquitin-protein transferase activity
Source: RefSeq, marked reviewed
CUUGCAGAUAAUCAAUUCGAAUGGCAUUUGCUGGACUAACAGAUCUACGUCUCUUUGACAACGUUUCACAUUAUAUCAACGAAUUGGCUGGUGAAUUCUCACCUGACACUGCACAUCUUCACGAUCAUAAUUGCAAGUGCUCAAUUGUCGACAGACUUUGGUGCGAUUAUUUUGGAAUGGGCACGUGCAUUAGCCGAGAGGCGAGAGCGCGGAGGAAAGAACGCAAAAGGAAUAUCAAGAGAUUACGAGAAGCGCGUAAUGCCUCAGCUUCACCUCGGGAUCCUUUCUCAAAUGGUCACAGAUAUGGACAUAGAAGUCGAUCGGAAGGGGGAAAUGGUGAUGUUCGAGAUGAUAUCAAAGAACUUAUUAUAGAGACUUUGGAAGUCAUACGAACACUUGUUAAUAAUGAACAAGAACCACCUCAAUCACUACUCAAAUUGAACUUUAUUGCUGACGAGGAGAAAGGGUGGACAAUGGUUGUACGAGCGUUGAUCUACACAAUACCAGAAAACGAUCCUCUCGGCCCUGCAGUAAUAUCAUUAUUCCUUGAUGAAUGUCCACUUCCAAGUAGAGAAUCAGUACAAACUCUUCUUCUUUCUCUUGGAUUAAGUAGUGAAUUUGUGGAUUCAAAGCAUCUUCCACCAUCAUGGCACAAAAAUAUGUGUAUUGUACUUGGUUCCCUUGCCGAGAAAAUGGCUGGAAGCGCGGCAGUUACAAUGUUUAACGAUAAAAUUAAAGGGUAUUUGAUGAAAAUUAUUUGCUACGGGCUUACCUACUUUCCACCGAAUUACGGGAAAACACUGAAAGAGAAGAACACUCAUUGUGUGAGAAUGUUUGCCCUCUUGGCACUUGAAAAAUUCGCUCAAACCCGAGAAAACCAAAUUUCAAUAUGCAAAAUGUUCACGGAAAUGACGACUCAUCCGUUGAUAAAAAUGGAAGAAUAUUUGAAAAAUGAAGAAGUUUCAAGAUAUUGGUUUGCAAAACAAGAGGGAUUUUGUGCGCAGUGGGCUUUGGAUAAUAUCUUCAUUCUGGAAUCCCGACCAUAUUCAUAUGAAACUUGUGAAACAUCAAAAAUCAAUGCAAUGCUUAACCAUGAAGAUGUCAGUGAAUAUUUGAAAAUUGGUCCAGAUGGAUUGGAAGCUCGUUGUGAUGUUUCUUCUUUUGAAUCUGUUCGAUGUACAUUUGAAGUAAUGGAUGGAGUAUGGUAUUAUGAAGCUACAGUACUCACAUCUGGAGUCAUGCAAAUUGGUCUCGCCACGAAAAGAUCUCGUUUCCUGAAUCAUGAGGGUUACGGUAUUGGAGAUGAUGCGUCUUCAGUUGCAUAUGAUGGUUGCCGACAAUUAGUUUGGUACAAUGCGAAGAGUCAUAAACAUGAACAUGAAAAUUGGCAACCUGGAGAUGUUAUCGGUGUACUUUUGAAUAUUCCAGAAGGAGAAGUUGUAUUUUAUUUAAAUGGUACUCCAUUGAAAGAACCGGAAACUGAAUUUCUAAGUAAUCGACAACCAUCAGAAGGUGUAUUUGCUGCAGCAUCAUUUAUGUCAUUUCAACAAUGUCGAUUCAAUUUUGGAGCUUCACGUUUCAAAUAUAAUCCCGGAAAGAAGUUUCGAUGUUUUAAUGAUUUCGGGAAGCUCAGCACGGAGCAAAGAACAAUUGUGCCGCGGAGGUUGAGGUUGGAAUUGCUUGAAAAAGAGCAUAUACCCGAAGAUUAUUGUACAAUUUGUUUUGCGGCUCCAGGGAGCACAACUCUUCUGCCAUGCAAUCAUGAUGGUUUCUGCUCGGAUUGCUGUAACAUGAUGGAUCAUUGCCCGUUAUGCAGAAAACCAAUAGAGGAAAGAAUUCAAAAAACGAAAAAUAAUCGAUCAUUUGAUAAUGUCAAAUCACCAUCAAACUCAUCCAUAUCUGCAUUUGUUCGGGUGAAUAGUCAACGGAAAAGCACACGUGCCACGUCAGCAGUUGCCACACAUCCUACUGAUACGGUUAUUCACACCGGUAUCACUACAGCCAACAAUCGAGAUAUCGCACGCCGUCAUACUCAAGUUUAACAUGAUUCUGUCUUAUUUCGUACCUGUUUCAUGAGAUCUCCAAACAAAACCCCGUUUUCCCUAUGUAUAUUCUCUGAUCCGAAGAGAAGUCUCUUACCGUGUUGUUUAAUUUUUUGAAAAUUGUCACCUUGCAUAUUAUGGGGUUAUGCUCUUUUUUGUUAGUCCUGUGACGGAAUAGAGCCUAACAAUUAAUUAAUUCCUCAACAUUUUGCAUUUAAUUCUAGUUUUUCCAAACGCCCGGUUUACGGGUGGCUGAUUCUCGGAAAAAAACAAACUUUUGCCUUUCAUUUGUCAUUUUCCAGGAAAAUAUCAACUAUUUUACCCACUUUUACAUAAUUUCUCGGACCCGCUUCUCUUUAAUGACAUCAUCAUCAUCUUUCCACCACACGUUGUACAUUUUUCUUGUCUUUUCUUCUUGAAACAAAUUCUUGGUUGUCUUCUUCUUCUUGUAUAUUGCGUAUUUUUCAUGUGUAUACUAUUUUAGAUUCUGAAGAAAACUUAUAAAUUCUUAUUUAUAGCACAACUUUGUUUAAAUAUUUCCCCAAAAGAUCGAGGAAUCUUCAUUUUAAUUCAGAAAUCUAUUAUACGCGAAGACAAACUUUUUUGAAUUAGUGCCCUUUUUUGUGCAGAGGUUUCUAGGCCAGCAUGUCGUGUAGUCCACGCGGACUAUCAUAAAAAUGUUUUCUCAGUUUUGUUAACAAAU